CCCGGAGUUUUCACAUUGAUUUGCUGGCCUAGAUUGUACCAGCUGGUUUAUAAAACAAAACUUCAGACCCAUUUCUCAGUGAAAGAGAGGUGGUGAUGGGUGACAUCCGUCAAUCGUUGCUGCCCCGCGACGUGCUGAGCGCUGCCAAGGAGCUGCUGUACCACCUGGACAUCUAUAUCUGUAAUCUGGUGCAGUCAGGGAGGCAACCUCCUCAGGUAGACACCAAAACCCUGGAACUGGUGGAGGAGUUUAUUCUGCACGCUCCCAAAGACAGAAAUGCCCCAUCCAGGAGGAUGAGUGCCCUUCAGGAGCUCCAGCUGCUGGAGAUUAUGUGCAGCUGUUUCCAGGAGCAGAGCCGUGACACUGUUCGUCAGCUCAUGUUCUCUGCCCUCUUCAGCCUCCAAGGCAACCAGGCUGACGAAAGCCGCAUGGCACUGCUGGGCAAGCUGGUCUCCAUGGCAAUUGCCAUGGGCCGAGUGCCCAUCUUGGAGUGCACUGCUACCUGGUUACAGAGGACCCACCGCGUGUACUGUGUACGCUUGGCCCAGGUGCUCGUAGAUGACUACUGUAACCUGGUGCCAGGCUCCGUGCCCACCCUGCAGAACAUCCACAGCUCCAGCCCACGCUUCUGCUGCCAGUUCAUCACGGCGGUCACCACACUCUACGACCUCACCUCAGGGGACCUGACUCCUCCCCCAGAGCUCCUCCAGAUGAUUGUGUCGUGGCUCCAAGAUGACCCCCGCCUUGUCCUCAUCACCCUCAUGAACACACCAACCCUCCCUGGCAGCCAGACAAUCAGCUCUCUUGAUCUCACACCGCUGGGGGGACUGGUACGCUGGUGCGUCAAGGCCCCGUUAGCCUACCGGAGGGACAAGAAGCAGGCCCUGACCAAUGGGACCACAGAGAGUGAAGUGGAGACGGGACCUCUCUUCUCCGCUCUACAUCUGAGUGUUCUACAGGUUUUCAUGCUCCUGCCUACUGUACUGAACGACAAGGGGCUCUUUGGUCGCCUGGCACUGCUCCACAUGGAUUCCCUGGCUGCACUGAUAUCUGACCUCUCCCGCCUGCUGGACCAGGUCGACAAACAGACACACUCAUCACCCACCGACACACACGCACUCUCCCAGCUAGCCCUGGACCGGCUGGCACAGGCCCUGCAGGUGGCCAUGGCCAACGGAGCACUGCUCUGCUCCAGAGAGGACCUGAGGGCCAUCUGUUCACGCCUCCCGCACAACAAUUUGCUCCAGCUGGUGAUGUCGGGCCCUGUGAUGUACUACAACAACAUCCAUACUCCACCGCUGGCCUUCAGCCCUCAUGCCUCUCACUCCCCCAUAGCCUCACAUCCUACACAUCCCCCUCUAGCCUCUCAUCCUUCCUCUCACCCACAGUAUCCAUCUCAGCCUUUUCUAUCAGGGAUGCCAUUCCCCUUCCGACCCAACCACUAAAACAAAUGUUUGAUCCUACGGGAGGAUGUAAAGAUAUGUGUGCAUGUGCUGGAUGAUAAGAGGUACUUUGGAGUGUGUGUGUGUGUGUGUGUGUGUGUGUGUGUGUGUGUGUGUGUGUGUGUGUGUGUGUGUGUGCGUGCUCAUGCCUUGUAUACAUGCCUGUAUGUGAAAGACUGUAUGAUGUACUUUAUUAUCUAUUACUAUGAUGCUUAACACAUUUGGUUAUGGCCAAGUCUAUUGUGAGGCUAAUGUGUUUGUCCAAUAAAUAUUUUUUU
Lampris incognitus (smalleye Pacific opah) is the source of this 1720-nucleotide messenger RNA. It is a transcript of the gene ints15, whose product is annotated as integrator complex subunit 15. The record is from RefSeq and is a predicted model, not a curated record. The transcript has 8 exons. Bases 96 to 1445 code for a protein of 449 amino acids. NCBI's taxonomy places the organism in Eukaryota, Metazoa, Chordata, Actinopteri, Lampriformes, Lampridae.